AUUUGCUUUCCAAUAAAAGCCACACUCCCUCCUGCCUCCCUCCCAAGUAGAGCACAUGUUCCAGUAGUACUACAGAGGAGGACCUAGGAGGGGGAGGAGGAGUGGGAGGAGGAGGAAGAGGAGGAGUUGUUCUCUAGAUGAAAGAGAGCCCCUUUGCGGGGCUGUAGCCUCUCCUUGCCACCUGGGAUGGGCACGGCUUCACAUGCCCCCAGUGAAUUGUUUUAACAGCCAUCUGCUUCUGAGCAUUGUUCAGCCUGGCAGGAUCCUCAGAACUAGGAGGUAAACAGAAUCCUGUGAAGCCCACUUCUGGUGGUGUAGAACCCCUGGGCUCCUCUGACCCCAAGCCUCCUGCUCCCUGCCGCUGGCAACCUGCACUUUGAGCUUUACCUAGUUGCUUUUGUGUGGACGGAGGCUUCCCAUCUAUCGCAGCCAUGAACUUCCUCCGGAGGCGUCUGUCCGACAGCAGCUUUGUAGCCAACCUGCCCAAUGGCUACAUGCCGGACCUGCAGCGCCCAGAGAGCUCCAGUAGCUCCCCAGCAUCCCCGGCCACAGAGAGGAGGCACCCCCAGCCCCUGGCUGCCUCUUUCUCUUCUCCAGGAUCCAGCCUGUUCAGCUCCUUCUCCAGUGCCAUGAAACAGACCCCACAGGCCCCCUCGGGGCUAAUGGAACCACCAACUCCUGUCACCCCCGUGGUUCAGAGACCCAGGAUCUUGUUGGUGAUCGAUGAUGCCCACACAGACUGGUCCAAGUAUUUCCAUGGGAAGAAAGUGAAUGGCGACAUUGAGAUCCGAGUGGAGCAGGCUGAGUUCUCCGAGCUGAACCUGGCUGCUUAUGUUACCGGAGGCUGCAUGGUAGACAUGCAAGUUGUGAGAAAUGGCACCAAAAUUGUGAGGUCCUUCAAACCGGACUUUAUCCUGGUCCGACAGCAUGCCUACAGCAUGGCCCUGGCUGAGGACUACCGCAGCCUGGUCAUCGGCCUUCAGUAUGGAGGGCUUCCUGCUGUCAACUCUCUCUACUCUGUGUACAACUUCUGCAGCAAGCCCUGGGUGUUCUCUCAGCUCAUUAAGAUCUUCCAUUCUUUGGGUCCUGAGAAGUUUCCACUCGUGGAGCAAACAUUUUUCCCCAACCACAAGCCAAUGCUCACAGCCCCGCAUUUUCCCGUGGUGAUCAAGCUGGGACAUGCCCAUGCUGGCAUGGGAAAGAUCAAAGUAGAAAACCAGCAUGACUACCAGGACAUCACCAGUGUGGUGGCCAUGGCCAAAACCUAUGCCACCACCGAAGCCUUUAUAGACUCCAAGUAUGACAUUAGAAUCCAGAAGAUUGGAUCCAACUACAAGGCAUACAUGAGAACCUCCAUCUCUGGAAACUGGAAGGCCAACACGGGCUCUGCCAUGCUGGAGCAGGUGGCCAUGACAGAGAGGUACAGGCUAUGGGUGGACAGCUGCUCCGAAAUGUUCGGUGGCCUAGACAUAUGUGCUGUCAAGGCUGUCCACAGCAAGGAUGGCAGAGAUUAUAUCAUCGAGGUCAUGGAUAGUUCAAUGCCCCUGAUCGGAGAGCACGUAGAAGAGGACAAGCAGUUAAUGGCCGACCUUGUUGUCUCCAAGAUGAGCCAACUCCUGGUGCCAGGCAGCAUGGUGCCCUCACCCCUGAGACCUUGGGGUCCACAAACUAAACUUGCAAAAUCUCCUGGGCAAGGCCAGCUGGGUCCUCAGCUAGGACAGCCGCAGCCAAGGCCACCCCCCCAAGGCGGCUCUCGUCAAGCUCAGUCUCCUCAGCCUCCCAGAUCUAGAAGUCCAUCCCAACAGAGGCUUUCCCCACAGGGCCAACAGCCUGUGAGCCCUCAGUCAGGCUCUCCACAGCAGCAAAGGUCCCCAGGUUCUCCACAGCUAUCCCGGGCAUCUGGUGGCAGUUCUCCAAACCAGGCCUCCAAGCCAAGUGCCAGCCUCGGCUCACAUCCCCGGCCACCUGUGCAGGGCCGCAGCACCUCCCAGCAGGGUGAAGAGCCCCAAAAGUCAGCACCGCCUCACCCCCACCUCAACAAAUCUCAGUCCCUGACGAACAGCCUCAGCACAUCAGAUGCCUCCCAUCGAGGGACCCCAAGUGAAGAUGAGGCCAAGGCCGAGACCAUCCGCAACCUGAGGAAGUCCUUUGCCAGCCUCUUCUCUGAUUAGCCCCACCUAAGCUGGAGGGCAGGAAGACUCGGUGACUGGAGACUUUCUCUGGUUCCCUCCUUCUCAGCCUUGGUUCCUGGUGGAAACACGCUUCCUAGAUGCCUCUGACCCAGGAACUGAUGAUCUAUAUGCAUUCCCACCUCCUUGACCAUGACAUUCCAAUGCCGUCUGAAUGAGCUGUAGCCUUGAGAGCCCCUGGCUUCCUCAACACGGGCCUUCCAGACAGACAAGGCGUCACUACACCCACCAUAUGCUUGCUCCCCUGCCACUGGUACCAAGUGAGAUGUCUGUGUGGCUCGUUUUUUGCAUUCUUAUUAGUGUUUUGCUUGCCUUUGGGCAGAGGCCCUCUUUGAGGCCUUGACUCUCCUCCAUCAAAUGCAGACAUUGUCAAUAGUCGGACCUCAGCAACGUAAGAGGCAAUACUUUUUAAUGGUGUUUUUGCAAACAGAAAUAGGGAAGCCCAGCCCAGGAGCCUACUACAUACCUAAAGCAAGCUAGUGCCAUCUUUGCUGGGAGCAGGCUGACCAAGGCCCCAUCUCAGCUGGCCCUCACAGGGACCUUGAUGCCAACAGAAAGAAGCUAGACUCUCUGCAACAAGUGGGGCCUUUCAGGACAGAACAGAGGGAACCCCACACAGUGCUACCCAUGCUUAGAGCCAACAGCAAGAAUCCAGAGAAAGCCUGUGCCCCCUGUGGAGAGGGUCACAGGAUUGGGCCUCUCUGACCUCACACAGAAUCUGUUCUUCUUCCUCCUUAAGGCUAGAUGGGAAACCAGAGAGAAUGGAUAGCUCCCUGUCACAGGAUCACAAGACAUGGUGAUGGAGUCUAUAUGGUUCGGCAUUUUACCUGCUCUGAACAAGGUGUCAAUAGGCCACUCAGUUUCCCAAAGGUCUCCUGGCGAGACAGCCUUCAGAAACAGUGCGUGUUUCUCUUUAGGAGACACAGAAUACAGAACACACAUUGAACUUUGAAAUUUCUUCCAGAAAAAGUUCCACUCCCACCUUGUUUUAGUCAUUAUGACGAAGAUAGCCUGCCGCAGAGCUAGGCAAAGUGGUCCUGACUCCCCCUCCAGUGCUCCUUUGCUCCUUCCCUGACACCAGACCGCCUCCGGAUCACAUCACCAAGCACCUGGUGCUAGAAACGCUGUAGGUGCCAGAACAGUGUCGUGGUCCCAAGACGACCCAGGACAUCAGAACACAGCCAUGCUAUCUGUACAGCCCUGCUGGCCACCUGCGGUAUGCCUUCCUUGCUCUGUGUGAGGAGGGAAGUGACUAACUACACAGCUUCUGCUUCUGCUAGAGUUCUGCAGAUUGCUUGGUGAUCAUCCGAGGCAUUUCCAAGUCUCCAGGAGUCUAGAAGCAGUCACUGUAGUUUCUGGGGGAGUUUUCUGCUUGUUUUCUUGAAACAGACUCAUUCAGCAACUCAGGCUGGCCUAAAACUUAUGUAGCCCACGCAAGUCUCAAAUUCAUGGUGAUUCUCCCUCUUUAUCAGCCUCCCAAGAGCUGAGACUGCACGAAUGAACUGCCACACCCGGUGGUUCAUCAUCCUCCCAGCCCAGACUGGAGUGGCAGAGACAAGGGUAGAGACCCUCUCCUGCCUUGGCUCACUUAGAACCCUGCAAUUCUGCAGAAUGCACCUUCAAGCUGGUUUCCAGCAGGGAUCAGCUCGGCAUCCAAAGUGGCAGCUUUGGCCAUGGCUGCAGAGAUCCAUUUGGCCCUGGGGUCACCCUCUUCCUUCUUGCCUUUUCCCUCCUCAUGAUCAAGUCAAUAUGGAGAGCAAGCGCACCAGAAUUAUUUGAAAAGCCCUCUUUGGCCUCUCUUUCCAUAUCUUUGGCUUGGAAGAAUAAACAGCAGCUCUAAGUCUACGUUGUGUAGGUCGAGUGACCACUGAGGCCAUAAUUUGGAGCUGUAGACCACAGGGCUUCGGCAUAGUUGGAACUGACUACUCAAGAGCAAAUAUGCUGUGGUGUGAUGUGCGGAGUGAACUUCUGAAGGCCUGGUACCCCUCCCAGUACCAACAAAGCCCAACCUCUUUUAUUCCUAAGUUCCAAUGAGUUCAGUGAGUACAGGACAGUCCCUGAGGCACAUCUUCCUCAUUUUGCCCAACUGCUCUUCUACCACAGAAUGAGGCUGGCAAAUACUUCCAGAAUGCUCCUUGAGGACAAUAGGGAUGACCCAGAAUGUGGUAAGACACAUGGCACAAGGGUCAGUACAUUCUCCUGCCCCCCCCCCACUCCCCGGUGAGGGAGAGGAGGUCUUAAGGCCAGCAUCCCCAAGCCAUGCUUUAGGUAGGUUAUCCAAAGGAAGAAAAAAGGUCAGUCUGAGUUCACAGAAUGUUGCUUCUUCCUCCUGCUCCUCCUACUCUGACUUAGCUCUUGCACCUUUCUCUAGAACCUCUGAAGAAAAAUAGGUGGAGCAGAAGGAAGGAUUCGGCGGGGAGGGUAAGAUUUGAAAUGUCAAAGAUAGUUUGUUAAAGUGAAUUCUACAGAUGUGGGUGUUGGCUUUCUGAUUAUCUACCAGAAGAUGUGAGUCCCUUUUUCAGGUCCCCCAGCACCUUCCUCCCUUCUCCUCCUCACCCCCUCUCUAUUUCACACACACACACACACACACACACACACACACACACACACACACACACACACACAGAAUAUGCCUGGCUAAUGACCAGAAUGAACACAUUAAAAUGUAACAUCUCGCCGGGCAUGAGGGUGCACCCUUUAAUCCCAGCACUUGGGAGGCAGAGGCAGGCAGAUCUCUGAGUUUGAGGCCAGCCUGGUCUACACUUUGAGUUCCAGGACAGCCAGGACUACACAGAGAAACUCUGUCUUGAAAAACAAAAACAAAAAUGAAAAAAGGAAAGGGAAAAAGGAACAGUAAGAUGUUAAAACCCCAUUACCUCAUUUCAGACCAUAGUCCUCUUUCUAGGGGGUCCCUGAUGACUUGUUUCAGUAACAGACUGCUUCCCUACCAGACCUUGAGAAGCGAGGGCUCACUCAUGAGGCACAUGUGGAGGAAACCAGCACACCAACCUCACAUGAUUGAGGAGCCUAAGAGCCUGGACCCUUUGCUCCUAACAAUGACAGCUGAAGUUGCUCCUGUAGAAAGGUCUGCCCCAGUCGGGAAGAUGCAAGCAGUCUCACACAGGUGGGGGGUGGGGAUGACCUUGCAUUCUAGAAAAGCAUAAGACAGCAUACAUCACAGAAGCCAUGCUUUAGGCAGUUAAGAACACAGUGAACACCUGUGGCAGCCAUCACCCGUGUCUCAAUAAACCACAGCUCCAGACACAUCAUGGAGUAACAGGCAGCAGGAAAUUCCUUCUAGUAUAGGCCAUGGCUCUGGACAGAUUUUAGUUUUAAAGGCAGAGGAAACUUUGCUUCAGACAACAGGAAUAUGAGCUUGUAGUGAGAGGGAUCAGACCUGCAGCUGGAUCAGCCUCUGGGUGUUCUGGAGGCCUGCUGAGGUUGGGCGGCCAUUCUGAAGCAGGGCAGGGAUGGAUAUGUUUCCAUGCCAUCGCCACCCCUGCUAGGGACCUGCCCCUUUGAUAGACAGAACCAAGAGCUCCGUAAAUGACCAUGUGGCCAAAAUAUUCUCACUUAUAUUCUGUCCCUAAAAACAUCUCAGCAUUCAAUGGCAUCUGUCCAGUAUCCCAACUAUAGUAGCACAAAUGUCUCUCAAAAUCUGAAUCAUCCUGAUUUUAUAAUCAUGCCAACUAUGUCUCAAUCCAUGACGUAACACUAGACUGUGGCCAGCACUCUGAAUAACUUCCAACUGGGCCGGGAAUGAAAACAGAGUCCAAGGGAAUACACAGGUCCGUGGAGUCCACACAUCUCUCCAGUGGAUUGUUUUCACCCAUAAGCUAGACCAUGUUGCUCCCAAAACUUUAACCUUCAAUAAUUGUGACAUUUAGAGGUAGAAAAGGGCAAGAGGAAAGGGGAGGAGUCACUGUAAAUAGAUUCUGAAGGGUUCUAUUUAUUGGGUUUUGCUAUCUUUCAAACUUUGACCCAAACAAUAGCAAUGACUUCAUGAAGCUGAGACACAACAGAGACCCAUUCAAUUUGUGUACAAUAACCAGGGCCUUCCAAACACAGCCCCCAAACAGCCACAGCAAGCUUCCUGCAGACCAGAUGGCACAGAACAUGCACACCACUUCCCUUUCCUGCACCCCACAAGGCCUCUGGGCUGUGGCAGUCACUCCCAGCAUGCAGCUGGCUCUACUGGACUAUGGGAGUGACAGUUCUUCUCUCAUUUAAAAAAAAAAAAAAAAUCAGUUGAAAACUCCAUGUCACUGAAUAACCACGGCUCCGCAAGUUCUGUUGUGAAUAUCCAGGAAAGAGGCUCCAGAGAAGCGAGCCAGCUGGGUACAUGGGAUCUGGCUCAGGAGCAGCUGCUCAGAGGCAGGUGGGUGUUCAGGACUCUCCUUAGGAGACUCUCCUAGAAAGUUAGGAAAUUAGUGACAUGGAUGUGACACAUUAAGAUUGGAGAUCCUCCUGGAGCUGGAGAGAUGACUCAAUGAUUAAGAGCACUGACUGCUCUUCCAGAGGUCCUGAGUUCAAUUUCCAGCACCCACUUGGUGGCUCACAAACACCUAUAAUGAGAUCUGGUGUCCUCUUCUUGCCUGCAGGGACACAUGCAGGCAGAACACUGUACACAUAAUAAAUCUUUAAAAAAAAAAGGAUUGGAGAUCCCCCUCCCUCCCUCCCCCCCCACUCUUGUUUAAUCCCCAAAGACCUCCUCUGUACUGGAUCUGCAAAGGAAGGGGAGCAGACAGAAUGAGAUGGAGACUCUAGCCCUGGGGAGCAUACUCCUGGUGGGGUACACAACUUCCUGGAAGCCAGGGAGCAGCUGAGGUCAGCAUGGGAUAGAGGUGGUGGCAAUGGGCACUCCCAGGACCAUGCUGCUGGCAUUCUUUCCAAGGCCAAGACCUAGGAAAGGAAGUGUCCAUCUACAUGAGAGCCUUGCAUCUGUACCAACCAAACGCAGCUGAGCUUUGUAAACAAGUCCCUGGACAGUGUGCACCAGCUCCCUUGUCCUUGGUUACAGCUUGGUGGCUCAUUUUGUGUACACCAAAGUGGUAAGCAGCUGCACAUGAGCCACAGGCUUGCACAUACAAGUGGUAACCUAACUGUCACAGGGGCCAGCCCAUUCACUGCAAGAGCCCUUUCACUGUAUCUCUAGAUUCUUAUCCCAGAGCCAAACUGGCUGAUACAACUAAGCUGGUGUCAGAUGCUGUCCUUGACCUGAGCAGCUGAUUAAACUAAACUGUUUGGUAUUUAGACUUUACUAGGAGGCAGCACUUUGAGCUUGAGUGAAGACAAAUGGGCAGGUUAGGCGACAAGCAAGGCUGACUGAUCCAUUUAUCAAGCACGGAGCUCUCUUGUGCUCCCACAAAACACGAGCCCAGAUUGACGAAACACACAUACCCAGGUUUCACCUGCAGAUCUAACUGGCACACCCAGAGGGAAGAACAAAAACGCCUACCCACAGCUUUUCACUGAGACUCGAGAAGCCUUGAGCUAACACUUCUUACAACCAGCACUUUACUUCAGAAUAUCAAAAACUAGUGUUACCACUCAUUUGGGAUUCCCAGUAGAGAAAGCAAGAAGUCAGCUCAAAUUAAAUCUUUAGGGGCUGGAGAAAUACAGUUCAGUCAAUUAAAUGUCUGCAAUGCAACCCAAGGACCUGCAUUCAAAAGUUGGGGGUAGUGGUGAGCACUUGCAAUCUCAACACUGGGGAAGCAGAGAAAGGUGGAGCCCAAGGGCUCAAUGAGCAGUCAGUCUAACCUCAUCUAACCUGGAGUUCCUCCAGACCACGUGAGGCAGAUGUGUACCCACAUCUUUACAUGACUGGCCUAGCACACUGCCAUAGUACUAGGGCACAGCAGAGCACCUGUCCGGCUCUUCUGCAAGGUUCAAAUCGGCAGGUUAGGAGGAAAACAGGCCUGGGAACCAACCCUUGAACAGAAGAAAAGGAAAAAGGAGAGACUAUCUGGCUCCACUGGUUAAGAAUUAGGGAGCUUGCCAGUGAAGCAGUGACCUCAGCAACUAAGAACUGGGCAAAGAGCGAGAGAAUUCAGGGUUUUACCCAAGUUGGUAAGGGUUCUUCCCAACACCGAAUUACCAGCCAUGACAAAUGGGCAUUUUCUGUUUAUAGUGGUACAGGGAGAAGUAAGCUCCCAUUACUAAAACAUGGCUAUAGGAGAACUUAGGGGCCAAGAAAGAUGGAAGGCUAUUUCAAGCCAAUGCGCUGGAGCUGCACCAUUCCCAAGCACGUGCUUCUAGGCUGUCCUGCUCCCAUGACAAUGCAUGGAAAUGACAUCACAAGCCAUGCAGUGAACAAGCUGCUACCAAGCCAGGAUUCCAUUCAUGUUAUCAGCAAUACACAAAGCUCAAAAGCCUCAUGACAAGGAUGCAAGAUUCUCUAAGCUUCUAAAUGUAAAAUUAGCUGUUAGUCAAGAGGAAAUGCUUUGAGGACUCUAAUGCACAUUUCUGAGAGGUGCCUAAGUUUAGGUUGAGAGCACUCUUUCAUUAUCUUAAACUCAAACUCACAACAUCUGCCAGUUAAGUCGAGUGAGGCUGGACCAGCACCGUCAGGGCCUUCCAGGGCCCAUUUGGAAGUGACUGUGUUUUGAAAACUUGUGUUUGGUGCUCUGGUCUUCAGUUUCCCAUGCCUCUGAGGGCAUGAGUGCAUGUGCGCAUACACACACACACACACACACACACACACACACUCUACAUGGGGCAACUUAACAUCCAGCCACUAAGACAUGUUUUGAAAUGGAAUCUAGAUCAAUAAAAACUUCAGGAUGACACUUUCAGCCACAAUUCAGUGGACAAUAAGAAGACUGUCCAUAGACCCAUAAGCAGCCCAAAUCCUCUUCUUUGUUAAAGAUCACGUAGCUUAUAGAAAUAUCAGACUGAAUUUUCUUCACUGUGAUGCAAAGACUAAACACACAUGUAGCAAAGUCUCACUUGAAUACAGGACUCCAAAUAUUCCUGCAGCACACAUUCCAAGCCAUUUCCUAAUAUGCAAACCAGGUUUUUAAAAACAGGUCUGGGCACUGUUCCUCUUUCCUGCAAUGCCAACAGCGUUUUACCCCUGUGCGGCAGCUCUGAUUUAGGUUUGUCACUGCAGCAUGUUCCUAGUUAUCUGUGUGAGUCAUCUGUGUUUGGGCCUUUUCUGUAGAAUAAAUAAAUGUCGAAUUUUGAGUA
Messenger RNA from Peromyscus maniculatus bairdii (prairie deer mouse), 9377 nucleotides. Lineage: Eukaryota; Metazoa; Chordata; Mammalia; Rodentia; Cricetidae. The record is from RefSeq and is a predicted model, not a curated record.